AUGGCGGCGCCUGAGGAGCGGGAGCUGACGGCGGAGCAGACCGAGAAGCUGCUGCAGUUCCAGGACUUGACCGGCAUAGAGUCCAUGGACCAAUGUCGUCACACACUGGAGCAGCACAACUGGAACAUAGAGGCAGCUGUACAGGACCGACUGAAUGAGCAAGAAGGUGUCCCAAGUGUCUUUAAUCCUCCUCCAUCGCGGCCGUUGCAGGUCAAUACAGCUGACCACAGGAUCUACAGCUACGUUGUCUCAAGGCCACAGCCAAGGGGCCUGUUAGGAUGGGGUUACUACUUCAUAAUGCUUCCAUUCCGAUUUACCUAUUAUACAUUACUUGAUAUAUUUAGGUUUGCUCUGCGUUUUAUACGCCCUGAUCCUCGUAGUCGGGUCACUGACCCAGUGGGUGACAUUAUUUCAUUUAUUCAUAUGUUUGAGGAAAAAUAUGGGAGGAUACACCCUGUCUUCUACCAGGGAACUUACAGCCAGGCACUGAAUGAUGCCAAGCGGGAGCUGCGCUUCCUGUUGGUUUAUCUUCAUGGAGAUGACCACCAAGACACAGAUGAAUUCUGCCGCAAUACACUGUGCGUACCCGAGGUGAUCACCCUCAUAAACACUAGAAUGCUCUUCUGGGCUUGCUCAACCAAUAAACCAGAGGGAUACAGAGUCUCCCAGGCCCUGCGAGAGAACACGUACCCAUUCCUGGCUGUGAUCAUGCUGAAGGAUCGCAGAAUGACAGUAGUUGGGCGGCUAGAAGGCCUCAUCCAGGCUGAUGACCUCAUUAAUCAACUGAUGUUCAUCAUGGAUGCCAACCAGACGUACCUGGUGUCCGAACGCUUGGAAAGGGAAGAGAGGAACCAAACCCAAGUUCUGAGGCAGCAGCAGGACGAGGCAUAUCUGGCAUCCUUACGUGCGGACCAGGAAAAGGAACGUAAGAAGAAGGAGGAACGGGAGAGGAAGAAGAAGAAGGAGGAGGAAGUGCAGCAGCAAAAACUAGCAGAGGAGAGACGGCGACAGACACUGCAGGAGGAGAAGGAGCGGAAGUCUGAAUGCCUUCCUCCUGAACCACAUCCUGAUGACCCGGAGAGCGUUAAGAUCAUUUUCAAGCUGCCUAACGAUUCCAGAGUGGAGCGGCGAUUCCACUUCACACAGUCGCUGACGGUGAUCCACGACUUCUUGUUCUCCUUGAAAGAAAGCCCUGAAAAGUUCCAGAUUGAGGCCAACUUCCCUCGCCGUGUCCUGCCCUGCCUCCCUACAGAGGAGUGGCCCAACCCGCCCACGCUGCAGGAGGCCGGACUCAGCCACACGGAAGUCCUCUUUGUGCAGGACCUCACGGACGAUUGACACUUUUCCAGAAGACACAAAAUGGAAAGAGAAAUUCAUAUUAUUAUUAUAAUACAAUAUUUUUUUUAAAAGACUGCGUACAAACGAGGGAUCAGAGACCACAUUGCCUGUGCCAGCUGUGCUGUGUGUGUGCACUGGCGAGAGGAGGUGUGUGCACGUCCUCGCACACCUGUGUACACAGCCAUCCCCUACACUUGGAGGGCAGAGAGGGAGGGGAGCUGGUGUUGCCCCUCCGCCUUCCCUGGGGAGGAACAGGAAUGGCAGCUCUCGGUAAUUAUUGCUUUUAUUGAUGACAAUAAUAAUAAAACCCCAACAACUUGACAUCUCGUGAAGAUUUGAUACUCUGCUGCUCCUGACAGCCAGAAGACCGGGCACCUGAAUGUGCUGGGAGAGGGUGGGGGGGAAAGGGCUGGACAGAAUCUCUUCAGCUUCCCUCUUGUGUAUAAAUAUCUUUCUUCUAAUAUUUCUCUUGCUUUGUAAUGACCAAAGGAGAAUGGGGUUGACUAUAGUAUUAACUUUUUGAUAAAGAGCUGGUUCGAUUCUUACCUGUGUGGGGUCUUGCCCAGGGUUCUUAGCCUGCGUAGUGUAAUAAACUCUGCCUCUAGCA
This is a messenger RNA of Calidris pugnax (ruff), 1945 nucleotides long. RefSeq names its product Fas associated factor family member 2 (gene FAF2). NCBI's taxonomy places the organism in Eukaryota, Metazoa, Chordata, Aves, Charadriiformes, Scolopacidae. The transcript has 11 exons. Bases 1 to 1338 code for a protein of 445 amino acids. Gene Ontology annotation, cellular component: endoplasmic reticulum. Gene Ontology annotation, molecular function: ubiquitin binding. The record is from RefSeq and is a predicted model, not a curated record.